UGUAAUAUGGAAUUUUUACACCCAUUAUUGCUGCUUCUUCCUGUAUUUGCGCGAUGAUUAUCUGAGAUAUUAACUAUAUGAUUCUAUAUUCUCAAAUCUUUUCUAUAAAGAAGGAAUGUAGUUGACAAUUGUUAAUAGUUUUAUUUGAUCGUUCGUCAAAAAGUUGUAAUUUUGUUACUCUUGUAUCUUCAAUGCAAUUGAGUAAUUAAAUAGUAAUUCAAUUGAAUGCGUUUUAAUUCCCUUUUAUUAUUGUUUAAUUUGAGUUACAAUGCUAUGACGUUAAAUUUUAUUUACACUUAAAUGUAUUAUGAGUAUUCCUGGCCAAGUGUGAGGUUGAGCGCUCUAUAACCAGGUUUAAACCCCCAAUGCUUUGCAUUGACCGUUCCAAGGCGGUGACCCCAGCUUUAUUGAUAUUUUGUGUUUAUGUUGGUUUGUAUUGUGCUGUAUUGUGCUGUUUUGUACUGGUUUGGGCAAUCGGUCACUUGCUUUAAAUAAAGGACCAACUAAUUGUUUUUAAUGAAAAUUCAAUACUGCUCCAGCAGCUGGAGUUUCACUUCUUUAUAUUUCAACAAGAAAGGAAAUAUGUGUUUACUUUUUUAUAUAGUGUAUCACACAUACAAAUAUCUUUUACUUAUUUGUGCUGUACAGUACGUGUCAUUGGUCCAACAUGUACGUCGUGCGAUCUGUCAUAAUUUGUUUCAUGUGUAAUUGGUUACCUGUGUCUAUAUUAACAUAAUACUAUAUCACAAUAUACAUACUCGUUUUAUUAAAUAUUUUAAUAAUAAUGGUGCAUAUAUACUUUGUACUAUAUACAGAUAUGCUACGUAGAGAACACUAUUUGUUCGCUAACGCACGCUACGUUAUUCAAGUCAGGAUGUUUACACAGAACCGUAAGUAGGACAAUUAAUCUGUAUAUUAGACAAAUAUAUACGGAAGUAUAUAUGAUCUGUAUGUUCACUGAUUGCUAAUUUAAUAGUUUGAUGUUUUAUAAAUGCUGUUUUGUAUUCAACGACACCAUCAUUAACCUACCUCCUCGUGCUUAAAACCUAUCAAGUAACAGUACAAUACGAAUAAACUGUUGGAUCAAAUUAUCCAUAUUGUGUUAUGACACCUUAAUCACCAAAGUACCAAUUUGAUGCAUUCAUAAAAUUGCUAAAAAACAACGCUAAAUUAUGUAUAUGAAUGGUAAAUGUACACAUAUAGUUAAGAAUUCACACAAUGAUUUCACAAAAGAAACUUGGCAGUUGGCAAAAUAAUGUGAGUUAUUUGUUUCGUUAUUUUUUUUACCAAAUUUAAAAAUUAUAUUAUAAAGUGAACGUGUUCUUGUUUCGAUUACUAAAGCAAUGUGAAAGACACGCUCAAAGCCUAAGUUUGAUUGGAAGAAAGCGAUAUGACAACACGGAUAUGUCUGGGAACAACUUGCAGAUACAGUGUUGUGACUCCAAUCUGUGUAACCAUGGACAUACCAGUAGUGGAUCCGGUAGCGUAUUGACAACUGGAACAGUGGCACCAACCCAUAGCGCACAAUCAACAAGUUGCGCGUACAAGGUUGCUGACGGCUCGUUUGAGGGUAACGGCUGGUCCCCGUGGAUAAAUGGGUUUGCGACAAAAACCGGUGACGCUCAGGACGGGAACAAGUACAUCUCGGUGACCAAAGGUGGGGCUUAUCAGAACAUCGUGUUUAACGGCCUCGGUUUCGGAUCUUAACGACUACUCGAUUUACUGUGACUUGACGCUCGCAGACGGCACGAUGGCGUGGGGACAAUUCACGCCUUUUAACGGCAUGCUAACAGCGUGAAACAAAGUGGUGCUCAGAGUUCACUCUACCAAGGUGAUUCGAAGUGCCUUUUGUUACGCAUUGUUUCGUAGCGGUUCCGGGUCCGCCGAUUUCGAUAAUUUCCGGUUGGAAUCCUGUGCAUAAUUAACGAUGGGUCGGUCGUGUGGUCAAUUGUUAUGUGUCG
Dreissena polymorpha is the source of this 1961-nucleotide messenger RNA. RefSeq lists its product as uncharacterized. The transcript is spliced from 5 exons. The coding region runs from base 1405 to 1707 and encodes 100 amino acids. The record is from RefSeq and is a predicted model, not a curated record. NCBI's taxonomy places the organism in Eukaryota, Metazoa, Mollusca, Bivalvia, Myida, Dreissenidae.